This is a messenger RNA of Penicillium expansum, 1149 nucleotides long. RefSeq names its product Major facilitator superfamily domain, general substrate transporter. Gene Ontology annotation, molecular function: transmembrane transporter activity. Gene Ontology annotation, biological process: transmembrane transport. The transcript has 9 exons. Lineage: Eukaryota; Fungi; Ascomycota; Eurotiomycetes; Eurotiales; Aspergillaceae. The record is from RefSeq and is a predicted model, not a curated record. The coding region runs from base 1 to 1149 and encodes 382 amino acids.
AUGGUCUUGAUGUCGCACGCCCUUGGGCGAUCUAUUGAGGAUGUUACAAUGCUCACCGCAUAUCAACUGCUUGCGUGUGCUUGUUACGGACCAAUUGGCUCUGCCCUGGCCCAUAAAUACGGGAAACGGCCACAAUUCAUCUUCGCCUCCGUCAUGGGAUUUGUUGGAACCCUUGUCUGUUGCACCACCGGAGAUAACUAUGGCGUCCUGUUAGCUGGGCGGAUUAUCCAGGGCUUCGGCUCAGCGGUAUUUGAGAGUCUGACUGUUGCAGUUAUGGGUGAUAUGUUUUUCGUCCACGAACGAUCUCUCCGAACUGGUCUGCUAGUGAUGACAUGGACCUGCAUUAUAUCUUUAGUCUCGAUCCUAGGUGGCGUGAUAGCCGAGGGUCUUGGCUGGAGAUACGUGUUCAUCAUUCAUCUGCCCUUUACCGUUGUUGGACUGUUAUCGGUUUUCUUCUUCCUUCCCGAGACUCAAUGGAAGGGUUCCCGAAGCCAUAUUUCUUCUGAGGCGGCGGAUCAGGCGGAGGAUAAAGAGAUGGCAAGUGUCAGUCAUGGUCAUGAGGAAAAUUUGUCAGAAUCCUCGUUGCCGGAGGCGAAGAAGACAUUUAUGCAAGAAAUUGCGAUCUUCAGUGGAACUCACACAGACGCCAACCUUUUGCGGUUGGUUUUUGCUCCAUUUGCCGUGAUUAUAAACCCCGCAGUGAUCUGGUCAAUUGCCGUGGGUGGUGCGUGCAUUGGCUUCUACGUGGCUAUCUCCUACAUCCUUGCCCAAAUAUGGACACCUCCUCCAUACAAUCUGAAUGCCCAUCAAAAUGGUACUUUUUAUGUUGGUGCAUUGAUUGGAGGUACUUGGCCGACAACGAUUGGGAGCGGCAGUGACGCCUUCAGGGAAAAUUCCACCGAAAUCUUCAUCCUCUUGAUGACAGCCAAGAACUUCAUCUUCUAUGGGUUCUCUCAAGUUAUGAACACCUGGGCAGAGGAAAAGGACCCGAGUGACGUUUUGAGGACCUUUGGAAUUAUCACAAUGUGUCUCAUAGGUACAUCACCCGUGUUGUACAUAUUCGGCAAGGUCAAUCGCUCUUUCAUGCACAAGACUAGGUUAAUGAGGAGGUUGACAGGCGAGGAAGAUGUACUGCGGUCAAUUCCAUAA